Molecule: messenger RNA, 1650 nt
Organism: Alternaria rosae
Lineage: Eukaryota; Fungi; Ascomycota; Dothideomycetes; Pleosporales; Pleosporaceae
Exons: 4
Coding region: 1-1650 (549 amino acids)
Source: RefSeq, a predicted model, not a curated record
AUGGACGGCAAGCCCAUGAUAGACUGGAAGCUUCCUAUUCAACCAAAUUCUCUGAUAGCGGUUUUCUCUACCAUUGCCAAAUCGGCAUUGCCAGUCCCUCUUGCCGAGUGCAUUGGACAGCUGAAAUGGAUUUACUUCCACACACCCCAAUCGAAGCCUGUUAACCGCCUCUAUGACUUCGACGUGGCUACCCGUGGACCUUGUGGAGCUUUUACCUUUCGUUACAAGCUGCGAUUGAGGAAAUCCGCUGCACUUGCGUCUUUCGGAGCAGUAUUGACAAUUCUUUCGCUUGGCUUUGAGCCUUUCACACAGCAGGUCCUGAGAGUCUACUCCGAACCCGCGCUGCUAGCCAAUACUACCGGGACUGUAAGCUCAAGCAACUCGUUCUCAGACGUGUCGAGUAUAGAGAAUGCUGGUCUUAUUGGCAUAGAGCAUCCUCUGACCGUCGGGUUCACGGAUCACGUCGCUUUGCAAGACAUCAACUUGCUAAACAACGUAUACUGUCCGACAACAGAAUGCGAACUUGAUGAGUUUACCUCUCUGGGUUUUUGCGAAUCCUGCAACUCAGAAGACGUUACUUUCGAUGGCGAUUUCUGGAAUGGCGGUAACUUCGCAGAUGAAGACUUUCAGGGUUGCGGCAAGUCCGUGGAAUCUAGCUACAAUGCCUCCAGUCAACACUUCUACUUCAACUAUACCGCGAUGACAGAUUACGUUACAGACACGCAGCCUUAUUCGUGGGAGAGAAUGUGGACUAUAAAGAAGCCAGGGUAUCCAGAGUUGGUGCUCUGGAUUACCGCGAGCCGCUACCUGAACGAGACCUAUCCCAGUAUUGGCGUUGUUGACCCGGACCUUGCUGCAUUUGGCGGCUACCAAUUCGGUAUCAUCCGCUUAGAACGCAGCAAGAUCGAUGGGACAUAUAGCCUCUUCUCUGCAAUGAGAGACUUUGAAGGUUACCAGGACGUAAUAACUGAACUUUUCAAGCUACCACUGCAGACUAUCUCCGCAUUCACUUGUUUCAAGUCGACAUCUAAUCUCACUCGUGUAGGCGAAAUCGACCGGCUCGGGUUGGUAAACGAAACGGUAUCUCACUGCCAACUAAACUAUUGUGCGAAGCGCUAUCACAAUAUCACAGUACGAAACACUGUCGUAAGCUACGAUUCGGCGGAGGAAUGGCCACUGCUUCCACCUGGUGACGACUCUUACAAGGUGACAAGUGGAUAUGAUGAAGCAUUCCAUGCAGAGGGUUUGAACGAGACUUUCUACCUCGGCAACUACUCACGCCUCUGGCUCGCUGCUUCCACGUCGCGCAUCCUCAAAUCCACGACGCUGAGCAUAUACCUCUUGGAGUACUUCCUCGAUCACACUUGGUCCUACUUCUUUCGCGGCUUCGCAGAAGUAGGAAGUAAAGUCAUACAAGGGCCUGGCAACUACGCAGCUAUCUACAACACUAGUGCAGCCUACGGCCCAGACACCUUUGUUGAUAUCUUAGCUGUGCUCGUUCACGGGCUGCAGGGCUGGGCUGCGGCCGAUUAUCCUGAGCUGCUAACGGUAGCGAAUGAGUUGAAUAGUGACCUGAAACGAGCUAUGGGUCCGGCAAAGGCGUCUCUCGGAGAGAACGACGAUGGUUUGCUCAAGCUUAAGCGUGACUAA